UAUCUCUCUCUCUCUCUCCCUCUCCUUUUCUCUUCCAUAGUUAAAUUCUACAGUUUUAAACUCUUUGGAGAUCCAAGAAACUAAACUGAUGGUGAAGUUAACGCAGAGAUUGGGUGGGUUGGUACUGCGAUUUGCGGCAUUUUGUGCCGCGUUAGGAGCGGUUAUCGCAAUGAUCACCAGCCGUGAAAGAUCUUCCUUCUUUGUCAUCUCCCUAGUGGCUAAGUAUAGCGAUUUGGCUGCGUUUAAGUACUUUGUGAUCGCAAAUGCGAUUGUGACCGUUUAUAGCUUUCUCGUUCUGUUUCUUCCAAAGGAGAGUUUAUUAUGGAAGUUCGUAGUUGUGUUGGACCUGAUGGUGACAAUGCUGCUGACGUCAAGCUUAUCAGCGGCAGUGGCAGUGGCCCAAGUGGGAAAAAGAGGAAACGCAAACGCAGGAUGGUUGCCAAUAUGCGGUCAAGUUCCGAGAUUUUGCGAUCAGAUAACCGGAGCUCUAAUCGCCGGUUUAGUUGCAUUGGUUCUCUACGUUUUCUUGCUCAUCUUCUCUAUCCACCAUGUUGUUGAUCCUUUUCUUCUUCGAAAAUCAUGAAUCAAAGUAAUAUAAAAUUUAAGGCUAAAUAUUCAUGGAACCACAUGUGUUUUUGUGAUUUUAGUGUUGUUCAUUUAAAAUUAAGUCACGUGUCAUAAUUUCAUAUGGUUAAUCAUAUCAUCAUUAAUUAAUAAAUAAUACUAUCUUUUCUAUAGAUAAGAUUAUAUUUAAAGUUAUGUUACUAGAUAAGAUUAAACUGACAAUAUAUUACAUGAAAUUAUGACACGUGGAUUUUUAUUAGUGUAGUAGAUAGA
Molecule: messenger RNA, 837 nt
Organism: Arabidopsis thaliana (thale cress)
Lineage: Eukaryota; Viridiplantae; Streptophyta; Magnoliopsida; Brassicales; Brassicaceae
Exons: 3
Coding region: 89-583 (164 amino acids)
Cellular component (GO): plasma membrane
Source: RefSeq, marked reviewed